This is a messenger RNA of Camelina sativa (false flax), 1548 nucleotides long. The record is from RefSeq and is a predicted model, not a curated record. Lineage: Eukaryota; Viridiplantae; Streptophyta; Magnoliopsida; Brassicales; Brassicaceae.
AUGAGGAAGAAACUAAAAUUGGACGGUCCUGUGGUCGAUGAGGAGAAAGAAACUCAUAACGCAAUGGCCAAGUGGUUCAUUAGUGGUGAGUUAAAUCCUAAUUUCAUCAAGUCCCCUUCUUUUACAAGGCUUAUGAGCUUCAUGGAACCAAAGUAUCCUCCUACAGUUUCUAAAGUCCAGAAUGAAAUUCUCGAGAUCUACGAGGAAUGUAAAGAGAAAGCUAAGAGUUUUUUCAAAGGUUUUGAAGGACAGUUAACACUCUCUUACGAAUGGAUGAUUCUUGGGAAUGGUUGGGCUAGGAACUACGUUAAAGGCCCUGUUUUGCAUGAGGAUUUCGUCUGUUUGACCGCUCAUUUCGUUGAUGAUAACUGGAAGAUGAAGAAAUGGAUCUUGGGGUACACUACUACUACUGACGAGAAUAUACCUAUGGAUGAUGGUUAUUAUGUUUACCCUUUCAAGAAUGCUGUUCAGGAUUUUGAGAUUGACAACAAGGUCUCUACUCUUCUGCUUCCUAACAGUGAGGGUUUUGAUGAAGAAACGUUGGAUCCUUUUAGGAAAUGGGUUGGAGAGAGAGGGAAGAAUCAGUUCAAUCCACGGGUUUUGUUACUCUAUUGUUGCUCUGAUCUUUUCCGGUUAAUGGUUGAUGAUGUGUUUAGUGAGUUGAGCUCGUCGUUGCUAGAGGAUGUGCGUAUGUUGGUUGGAUGGGGAAGGUGUUCGUCAACCAACUGGAACGUGACUUUGUUUCAUUUGCAAAAAGCUGUUGAUAUGAAAGCUGAGGAUGCUUUCUCUAAGGAUGAGAUUUACGAUGAUUAUGACAAACCGUCUGAUGAAGAUUGGAUUAAGAUUGAGACUUAUUGCAAACUCACUGGUUGUAUCUAUAAAGUGGCCAAGGUUCUUUUCGAGGGAGAGUAUUCGACGUCUAACGUUUUCUUCCACCUUCUUGCUGAGUUGAAGCUUAUGUUGAACCAAGAGCUUGCAAGUGGUGAUAAUGAUUACUUCCUUGGCAAAGCUAAGCAGUUACUGGAGAGGUUUGAUAAGUACUGGAAUAGUAUGUUUCUGGUUUUGGCAAUUGCUUCUGUGUUUGACCCUCGGUUCAAGACGAAGUAUCUUGAGUUUUACUGUUCAAAGAAGGAAGUCAAUGUUGAAGGUUCAAAAGCUGAAACUGUUUUGGACUAUUUGAGCAAUCUGUUUGCUCGCUAUGCAGCUAGCGAGAUCUGCCAAAAACCAAUAUGCUCGGUUGAAUAUCUCAAGUUUGAAGGAACUCGUGGAGAGCUUCAAGAAUCAGAGCUUGACUCCUACCUCAAAGAGCCGGUUAUGGAGUGGAACAAAGACUUCAAAGCACUUGAAUGGUGGAGAGAAGAGAGCCAAAAAUAUCCAGUCCUAUCCCGAGUAGCCCGUGACAUUCUCUCCAUACCAAUCUCACGUGCGGCUUCGUAUGACGCUUAUGCUGCUGACAAAAGAGAGCCACCUGAGUUUGUUGUCUCCAUGAAAGCCAAUGUUGCUAACGCCAUGAUGUGUAGCAAAAAAUGGUUACGACUGCUUCAAUAG